This is a messenger RNA of Bemisia tabaci, 744 nucleotides long. The record is from RefSeq and is a predicted model, not a curated record. NCBI's taxonomy places the organism in Eukaryota, Metazoa, Arthropoda, Insecta, Hemiptera, Aleyrodidae.
UACUCCGAUCAAUAUGAGUGCGGUCCAGAUAUUACAGGUAUGUGUGGUGUUUGUUGUGGCAGGAGCCCGAGCUGAGAGAGCCGAGAGAGCUGAGAGCAGCGAAGAGAGCGAGAGCUGGGAGACGCGCUCGUCGCGACAAGACAAGAGAGGGAUAGGGCCUCAAUAUUCCCCAUAUCAAAACCCCCCUAACAAGGCCUCCAGUUAUGCCCACUUUGCGGCCGCUCAUCAGCCCCUAAGACCUGCCCCCGGACAGGGACACCCGGCUCAGUACCAGAGUCGACCCGCACCUAGACUAGUGCCGGGGGCGAACGCGUACAGCGCAGGCUACGCGCACCAGCAGCAGCACCGACGCGAGCCGCCGGCGAACGCGCUGACCGUCUACCCGGUCUUCCCAGCUGCACCGAGCGGCCCCUCAUCCGGGCUCCAACCCUUCCCGCAAUUCUACCCCCAGCAGAAGCCCAAAGUCCACCCGCAGAAGAAGCGACCCAUCCAGGCCCCCGAGAGCUUCCUCCCACCCAGCGCCUUCGCCCACUUCCCGCCCGGCUUCCAGAACCCCGUCCAGACCGACUCCUACUUCAACUACGACGAGAACGAGGACUCAUGAACAACGCCACAGGCCGUCGUACACCCAUCCUCCGCCUCGAGGACAUAAGAGCAACCUCAAAAUAGCGCAUUAAUGAGCUUUGUCAACUUGAAAGAUGUGCGGCUCAUAAAAUGAUGUGGCGGGGACUUAGAUGAGAGGCU